AUGUUUCCAACAUACGAUUACUCUGAAAUCAGAUAUAGAGAAAAGUUAGAUCCUAACCAUAAAGAUAAAGGUGAUUAGGAGGAAGAAGAAGAUGAACAAAAAAAAGAUGGGGAAAAGGGAUAGUAAACUAAAAAAUUUACAAGUGAAAAAGAUGAAGAAGAAAAUCAAGCAAAGCAAAAGCUUGAAAGAAGAAAACAGGAAAUAAAAAUGAUUGUUGAUUACAUGAGAUUUAUGCAAAAUAAUAUUGCAGAUAGAAAAACUUAAAAUUAUGUUUUUUAAGUUGAAGAAAAAGUAUUAGUUGAUGACUUUUUGAACAAGCAUGAGUUCGAAGAAAUGCAGAGAAGUUAUAAUGAUUUUAAUUUAGGAGAUUUGGUUCUUAUAUUCUUUAAUCCUGAUAGAGAAGAUAAAGAAAAAUGCUUUGGUAAGACACCCUACAUAAAAUUUGUUGAAGCAGAAAGCGUUUAUGACAAUUUUUUAAAAGUACUUUCUGAAAAUGGUUAUUCAUCUGCCCAGCUUAUUUAAGAAAGAAAGGCGUUUUUAUACUCAUUUUUAAUGCUAGAUGAUUAUAUAGAAAAAGUUGAUCCUCAGAAACAAAAGUAAAAAGAAUAGGAAAUGGAAAUGAAGAGGAAAUAAUAAAUUUAACAGAUGGAAUUAGUGAAAGAAAAGAAUCGUAAAAAAUAAAAAAAUAAUUUAAAUCCUUAAAAUGAAGAGAAUAUUAAUAUUAAUGAUGAAGAAAAGUAGAUUGGAAAUAAGAAAGAAAAAAAGAGAGAUAAAACAAAAUGGGAUCUCUACUUAGAAGAAUUUUCAAAGCUUAAAUUAGCUAGACUAAGCUAAGAAGGUGAAUUCAAUGGAUUUAAUCUUAUUGAAGAAUAAUACUUAACUGAUCUCUUAAUGGAAGUUCCAUUAAAUGAAAAAAUUUAAUUUAAAGAUGUAAAAAAAAAGCUGUAUGGAGGUGGGUUUUUAACAAAAUAUUCAGAUGAUCCACUCUAUUAAACUGAAUGGCUUUGCAGCAAUGAUUAACCUAGGGAUUUUUUAACACUUGUUAGAUUUACAAUCUAAUCUAAGCUUACUAGGAAUGUAAAUUUUCACACUAGAUGCUUUAUUUCUGAGUUUGGUGAAGACAUUUUUAUGGUGUUGAAAGGAAACGAAAAAGACUUUGAUAAAGAAGCAAAAGAAUCUCGUAUCACUAAAUAAUUAGAAUUAGGAUACUCUGACCUUUUUAGUUUAGAGCCUUGUGAUAUUAGAUAUCGUCCUUUAAGACUUAAGAAGUAAAUAUAGAGCUGUGUUAAUGAAAUUAUGAAAGACAAACAUUUUACAAAUAAAGAUGAAGAGCCAACAUUUAAGAAAGCCCAAACAUUAAGAAAUUUUCGUAGAAUUGAAGAUAGAACAAAAAUGCUCUUUGAUGUUGUGAAAAAGUGGAAUAACGAUUUAUUUUGGACUAAUUUGGCACUAAAGUAAAUUAAGGUUAACAAAUUUAUGGAUGACUUGUCUGAAAAGCUAAAUAUUAACAGAGAUAACGAAAAGGCUGAAAUAUUAGAUGACGAUGAUGAAAAUACUUCAAGGGAGGAAUGGGAAGCUUAUUAUGUUUAUCUAGAUUAUCUGAUGUAUUUCUAAAAGAAAAUGUUAGAGCUGCACAAUAUUGCAAAAAAUGAUUAAAAAGAAAAGUUACUCAGAAAGUUUGAUUUAAUUACUUAAAAUGAAGCAUUUCUUUAUAAGUUAAUUUUUCGUAAAGCUCUUGGUGAUACUAAUGAAGUUUUUCACUUGAUUAAUGGAUCUCUCAGUAAAACAAAGGUCUUGCAAAACAUAUGGGAUAGGUUAGAUACUCGUCCAAUUUCUGCAUUUGUUGACUACUUUGAGACAACUAAUGAAAAAGGUUAAUUUAUAUGGAGAAGAUAUGAAGUAAACGAGAAAAAAAACAGAUCUAAGUAUUUGAAUAUGGAAAGAAUAAAGCUUACUUAUUCAAUGGUAGUAAAUUAAAUAAAUUUAGAAGGUUUAUCAAAAAGCAAAUUGUAUUUAAGGACAUUUAUGGCCAUUCAUGAUCCUUAUUAGCUUAAAGGUAAUGAGAAAGCUCCUAUGUUUAAAAAACUUAUCUAGGCAAAUAUUGUUGACGAUGAUGUAGUAACAGAAACAGAAAAAGAAUUAAGAAAGUUUUUUAAAUUAUUGGAAGAUGAGGCUGAAGGAGCUGAUUUUGAUGCUGAUAGUGUAGCUGAAGAAAAUGAGUUAGAUAUCAAAAAGCCUUGGGUUGUGCAAAUUGAUUCUUUAAGAGAUUAUUUUGGUGAAAAGUUGGCGCUCUAUUUUAAGUUUGUCUAAUUUUUUACUUUCCAUUUAUCAUAUCUAGCCUUUAUAGGAAUAAUCAUAUAUAUUCUAAAAGUUAUUAUCAUUAGUGAUAUUGUUGAGUUUUAUCUAAACACACUUUUUGCUUGCUUUAUAAUUCUUUGGUCUACACUUUUUGUUGAGUUCUGGAAGCGCUAAUAAAUUUUAUUUACUAUUGAAUUUGGUUAACAAAAAUUUGAAGAAGAUGAGGCUGAAAGACCUGAAUUUAUUGGUGUUUACUAAAGAUCAAUAGUAAAUGAUAAAAUAAAUGAAAAGUACUUCUCACCUGUAAAAAGAAGAAUGAUUAUGCUUGCAGGCAUGGUUGGAAGUUUUUUUAUCAUAUUUUUGGUCGUACUGACUAUGUAUAACAUAUUUAAUCUGAGAUAAGAGUGGACAACAAAUCCUCCAGCGUUUAUAGGUUCAAAUGCAAUCUUAGCAACUAACGUUAUGAAUUCACUUUAGAUUGUUAUUUUUACCUAAAUUUAUAAUGUCUUUGCUAACUUUUUGAAUAAAAUCGAAAAUCAUAAAAUUUUAUCUUCAUAUGAAAACUCUUAUAUUGCGAAGCUAUUUUUGUUUUAAUUUUUCAAUACCUUCAACUCGCUUAUUUUGAUCUCAUUUUUUAACAGCAUUCCUCCAUUUAGCAGUCUAAAUUUAUGUGCUUCUUAAGUAGUAUAAACUUAGGUGGUUAAUGGAAAAACAGUGAAAACAACAGUUCCUGGUGAAAUAAAUUGCUUUAAUGUUCUGUAGGCGAAUAUUAUUACCAUCUUCUUAACUAUGAUCAUAAAAACGGUACUUGAAGUAGUCAUACCUUUUGCUACAUAAAAUGCUAUGAAGUUACUUAAAAAAAAGUUGUUAUCUAGAGGUGAAAUACAUCCCUUUACCAGAAUUGAUAAAGAAAUAGAGGAUUAGUCACUUUUGAAUCCAUAUAUAACUAACGAUGAUCUGGAUGGAACUGUACAAGAUUAUUUACAACUGAUUGUUAAAUUUAGUUUCUUAACAUUGUUUGGUCUUUCAUUUCCUCCUACAUUUGCUAUAGCAUUUGGAAACAACAUUAUCUAGUUGCAAGUUGAUAAAAUAAAACUAAUUUACUUAUAUUAAAGGCCUAUACCAAAGGGUGCUUCAAACAUUGGUACUUGGCUAGUCAUUCUCGAAGCAAUUAGUUUCAUUUCGACUUUUGGUAAUGCAGGUCUUAUAAUUUAUACUUCAAAAUAUAGAGACUACUUGACAGGAAAUGAGCCUUUAAUAUCUUUCGUUUCUCUUCUUAUUUUAUUUUUAAGUAUAAAAUAUUUUAUCAGCUUAUUAGUUCCCGAUGUGCCAGAAAAAGCUCUAAUUAUUAAUAAAAGAAAUUAAGUGGCUGUUGAAAGAAUUAUCAAAGGUUUCAAAAAGGAUAACUCUGGAUAAGUAACUGUUAGUAAUGUUAACUUUAACAUUUAAAAUGUUAAAUAAAAGAAAGCUGAUUGA
Messenger RNA from Tetrahymena thermophila SB210, 3774 nucleotides. RefSeq names its product calcium-activated chloride channel protein. Gene Ontology annotation, biological process: chloride transmembrane transport. Lineage: Eukaryota; Ciliophora; Oligohymenophorea; Hymenostomatida; Tetrahymenidae. The record is from RefSeq and is a predicted model, not a curated record. Gene Ontology annotation, molecular function: chloride channel activity. The transcript is spliced from 8 exons.